Messenger RNA from Mollisia scopiformis, 2664 nucleotides. Its product is annotated as alpha-L-rhamnosidase. Lineage: Eukaryota; Fungi; Ascomycota; Leotiomycetes; Helotiales; Mollisiaceae. The record is from RefSeq and is a predicted model, not a curated record. Bases 262 to 2664 code for a protein of 800 amino acids. Gene Ontology annotation, biological process: carbohydrate metabolic process. The transcript has 4 exons.
CAAAAAGGCAUGAUAUUGAUAGCUGGUCUUGAAAGAUUGUCUCGGCUCAAGUCCCGAACUCUGUUUCUCCUACCCAUUGCGAGCACCCUUAGGUCCCAGAGUCAUGGUCCCGGGAUAUCAAUGACCAAUCCAAGCCUUGCAUCAACUUUGCGCUGAACAAAGACACGAACAUAUCUCACAAGGAGACAACGCCCGCGGCUUUUGACUCGCGAGUAAUCUUCUGCAUCGAUUUUCUGAAGAUUACAAAUCUGUUCAACGAAGAUGAAUUCAAGUACGAUGGUUUCGGCAGAGGAGCAAACGACCAUUAACCAGCUGAAUGCUAACUGGAUCUGGAUACCUGAUUGGAUAGACAGCUCAAUCAACAACACGGCAGGACGAAUCGUAACUUUCACUCGCAAUUUCAGCCUCAACUCCUCGCCUACAGAGGUUCUUUUGCACUUCUCAGCAGAUACGCGAUAUAAGCUGCACGUCAACGGGACAAGGGUCGCCGUUGGACCAAGCAGGAGCAGUCCAUUGAUCUGGUACUAUGAUACGCUCGACAUUGCACCGUACCUCAGCGAAGGCGAUAAUGAGGUCAAAUUCACGGUUAUCCGAUAUUUCGCAUCUAGUCGAACUGCGAUGCCAUUUGAGCGAUCAUCGUUCCCAGGUUUGACUGUGGUUGGUGAUAUCGUCUCAGGCGCAACGACUGUGGAUCUAUGCUCGAGUAAAGAUUGGAUAGCUCAGGUCGAUGGUAGUAUACGUUUCCCUAUAGGGUUGGUCGAUGAUGGAUUCUUGCAUAUCGUUGAGCGAGUUGCUCCCACGCCUCCAAGUUCGCUACUCGUGCCGAAGCAAUAUAAAAUGAGAACAGCAAACGGUGAACUUCUGCCUUGGCGACUAAGACCACGUCCAACUCCUAUGCCAGAGGAAAGUCGCGCAACAGUAAACGUUGUUCGGAAAUGCCAAAGCACCGUCUCCAUGGAGGAUUGGACAACUUACCUAUCCCAAGCUAGUUCUCUACACCUUCCAAGCAACUCUUCCCACAUUCUUGAAUUACAAGCAGAUAAUCACUCAACCGCUUUUGUGAAAUGGACUUUCAAGGCUGCCAAGCAAUCUCAAAUCCAUCUCAAAGUCACAUACUCAGAAGGGUACGAACUUGAACCUCGCUCGUAUCCCUUCUUCCGUCGAAAGGCGGAUCGCUUGGAUGCCGAGAAUGGUCACUUGCUAGGUCCUUUCGACGAGGUCACGUUGGAUAUCCCGGAGAAUCAACUGGUCAGCUAUGAGCCGUUUUGGUUUCGUACAUUUCGUAUCUUACGGCUCGAAAUAACUAUAGGCUCUGCGCCGGUCGAGCUUCUGUCCUUUGAGGCAAAGCAGAUUAAUUACCCUCUUGCGAUCAAAGGUAGCUGGAAGGAACCGGGUGAUGAACACAGUGAGAAGAUAUGGGAUGUUUCGAUCAGAACAAUGCGGAAUUGCAUGUUUGAUGGGUACUCUGAUUGUCCUUUCUAUGAACAAUUGCAGUAUUCUGGCGAUACUCGAUCAGUUGCCUUAUUUCACUACCUUCUCAGUGGCGAUGAUAGGCUAAUGCGUCAGGCCAUUUCUAAUUUUGCUGCCUCGCUCACGUUUGAAGGUCUCACACAAUCACGAUUCCCUUCACACGUUCCUCAAGUCAUUGCUGGCUUCUCCUUGUAUUGGAUUCUUCAAGUCUGUGAUCAUCACCUGUUCUUCGGAGACAAGGUGUUCUCGAAGUCCUUCCUCCCUCGAAUUGACGGCGUGUUAGAUUUCUUCGAUUCGCAUGUUGAUGAACUGGGGCUCAUCAGCGGUCUACCUAAAGAUGUAUGGCAAUAUGUAGAUUGGGUCACAACAUGGGGCGCAACAGACGACCACCCUGACAAAGGAGUACCUACCUCGGGCAGGAAAUCCAACCGACACACAUACUUCAGCAUGCUCUACGCCUACGUCCUACAACAAGCAUCCAUUCUACUCCGCCAAGUCGGCCGACCCGCUCACUCAACCGAAUACGAAUCUCGAGCCGAUGCCCUCCUAGCCGCAAUCCGAAAACACUGCUACGACGGCCACUUCUUCACAGACUCCACCGCCAACAUCGCAGAUAACCUCGCCUACUCCCAACACUGCCAAGUCUUCGGCAUCCUCUCCGGCGCCGCGCACCCACAAGACCGCGCUCGUCUGAUGACGGAAUCAUUCGCGGACCCCCGCUUCUCGAAAUGCUCCUACAUGAUGAAAUUCUAUGCCUUUCGCGCCUUCGCACUAGCAGGCGACGACGUCUACGAGUCCUUGUGGCAGAAGAUGUGGGAGCCGUAUAGACGGAUGUUGGCUAAUAAUUUGACGACGUGGGAGGAGGAUGAUGUGAGGCAACGAUCGGACUGUCAUGCCUGGGGGAGCGUGCCGAUUUAUGAGUUUUGUACGGAGUUGGCGGGAUUAAGGCCGCUCGAGCCGGGGGCGGAGAAGGUGCUGUUUAAGCCGAGGCUGGGGUUGAGUGGGGAGGUGGAGGCGAAGGUUGCCCUUGGAGGAGAUAAUGUUGCGGUGGUUAAGUGGGGGAGUGUGGAUAGUGGGAGGAAGAGGGUGGAGGUGAGGUUUGAGAAGAAGGUUGAGGUUGUAAGUCGUUUGCCGGGUGGGGAGGAGGUUGAGCAUGGGUUGGUGGACCAAGUUAGUUUGGUGUAUGAUCCUUGA